AUGGCGAAGUCAAAGGACCAAGUUGCUAUUCCUGGCACUGUCCGCCUCGUUGAUAUGCCGGGGCAACAUUCAUCGCGGAAAUCAAAAGGCGGCAUAGAGCUCAUUCCUCGACCAAGUGAUGACCCCGAGGAUCCACUGAACUGGAAUCCGCGACGAAAGAAGCUAUCUGUACUUAUGGUGCUCGUCUACACUCUUGGAGUUGGCCUGCCAGGCACGCUCCAAUAUUCCGUGCUGGCUGACAUCACCAAAGAUACCGGCAUCUCUACCGCAGCGCUGGUCCAAGGCACCGGUGUGAUGUUUCUAUUUCUUGGCUGGGGCUGUCUGAUUUGGCAGCCGAUUGCAUUGACGUAUGGCCGUCGCUGUGUAUACCUCAUUUCUACCUUGGUGGCAGUCCCCCUCAUGGUAUGGACUGCUUACUCGCGCUCGGCAGGCGAAUGGUACGCCCACCGGACCUUACUUGGUAUUUUUGUCGCGCCCAUCGAGUCCCUCCCUGAAGUGAGCAUCCCGGACGUGUUUUUCGCCCAUGAGCGUGGCUCAUGGAUGGCUCUUUAUGUCUUCGUUCUAUUCGGCUCCAAUUUCCUGGCUCCUCUUGUCGCGGGAUGGUUUGCUGAAGCGUUUGGCUGGAGGUGGACCAUGCACUUUGGCGCUAUGGUCGCUGCCGUCUCUUUUGUUAUAUUGUUCUUUUUUAUGGAGGAGACGAUGUACGUUCGGCAGACUCUUGAGGGGUUGGAGGAAGACAAUACGGGUGUAACAACCAAUGACACGCCACAGGACGGUUCUGUGGACUCAGAAGAGAAGACAUCUGGACAAGGCGAUAAGAAUGGCGCUGACACCGCCAACGUGCACAAUGGAUCUAUUUUCGCACCCCCGAAAACGUUUGCACAAAAGCUGGCGCCAUUUACGAGGCCGUCUAGCCAACGUGCCAACAUCCGAAUGUUCAAAGCCAUGUUCACCCCCCUUGUCUACGUUGUGCAGUUCCCCUCGGUUGCAUGGUCAGGCUUCAUUUACGGCAUCAACCUAUCCUGGUACAAUGUGCUCAAUGGGACUGCUAGCCCGGUGUUAAGUGCAGACCCGUACAAUUGGUCAACCGGCUUGGUUGGAUGUAUCUACACCGGGCCAAUUAUAGGUGCUGCCAUUGGAACACUAUGGUCUGGCAUUGUUGCUGACCGGUUUACGCUUUAUCUUGCCAAGCGAAAUAAUGGAAUCCGCGAACCUGAGCAACGUCUGUGGCCCCUGGCGUUAUCUGCAGUUAUGUCGUGCGUAGGACUCAUCACCUGGGGUGUUGGGGCGGCACAUGACAUUCACUGGGCGGGACUGGCGAUUGGUCUCGGCAUACUGACAUUCGGCUGUGUCACUGGUGGUUCAGUUGCGCUGUCAUAUAAUAUUGACUGCUUCAAAGACAUUAGCGGAGAGACGACCACGUCUAUCAUCAUCAUUAGGAACACCUUGGGCUUUGCCAUCUCUUACGGGAUUACGCCGUGGUAUACUAAUAUGGGCUUGCAAAAUUGCUUCAUCAUGGCGGGGUUUCUCGCUUUGGGAUGCACAUCUACUUUCUUAGUGAUGAUUUGGAAAGGAAAGGCACUGAGGAAAUGGUCGGCUAGGAGAUAUUGGAAGUAUGCGGAAGAUAGCUUCGGCCAUUCCUAA
This is a messenger RNA of Clonostachys rhizophaga, 1644 nucleotides long. NCBI's taxonomy places the organism in Eukaryota, Fungi, Ascomycota, Sordariomycetes, Hypocreales, Bionectriaceae. The record is from the annotation of a GenBank genome assembly.